Molecule: messenger RNA, 225 nt
Organism: Prunus armeniaca (apricot)
Lineage: Eukaryota; Viridiplantae; Streptophyta; Magnoliopsida; Rosales; Rosaceae
Source: the annotation of a GenBank genome assembly
AUGGCUUCUUGGAAAAAAACCAUCACAUCUCCAUUCAGGAAAGCUUGCACUUUCUUCAACCAGCAGCCAGGCAGAGAUCAGAAGAAAUCCCAGCUGCAAGGGAAUGAAAGUAGUGUGAUGGCUCUGCAUGGUGAAGUGAUGGCAUGCUCAUAUGAAGAUGUUCAGGUGAUGUGGUCUAUUCUGGACAAGUCCAAGCCCUCAGCCUGCAACAUCACUGCUUCUUAA